AUGCGUCUGCUUUCCCUGGCUACGAUAGUAAUGGGCAUUGCUCUUUCGCUCGGUGUUCUUGUGCCCUUGGUUGGAGCCAUUCCUCUAAAAGGCGCGCCUCUGCAGCUGUUGCGCGCCCUGGAGCGUCGUGAACCGCCCUCAGCACUUCCGGAAAAGGCCACGGAUGAUCAGAAGAAAUUCCAGCCAAUUAUGGAUUUUGAUCAAGAUGGCUGCUACAACACACCUGCAAUCGACUCCAACAAUAAAACCGCCGGCGGUCUGAGACAUGACUUCACAGGUGGCGAAGCCGCCUGCCGCGACGCCUCGGAUCUCCUCAACAAUAACGUCUACGUGCGCACCCGCUGCAACGGAGGCUGGUGUGGCCACGUGUACGAUUACUACUUUGAAAAGGACGUGGCGGUCCAGCACUUCUUCGACGUUGGUGGCCAUCGCCACGAGUGGGAGCAUAUUGUGGUCUUUGUCAAGAACGACGUUGCCGAAGUGGUUGCGGUGUCGCAGCACGGGGACUAUGAUACCUGGCUGGCCAGCGACGCCACCUUUCAGGACGGUACCCACCCGAUGGUCGUAUAUCACAAAGAAGGCGGAUCGACGCACGCUUUUCGCAUGGCCGACAGGGACGACUGGUGGGCCGAGAACCACAGUAGUGCUUGGUAUCUUGGGCCACUUAUUGAUUAUGACACUGGGUUUCCCGAUGGCGUUCGGGAUGUGCUGGUGAAUCAUGACUUUGGCCGCGCGACCAUGGCGAUCAAGGAUGGCGAGUUCAAGAAGAACUUGGAUUAUGCCCGCAACAACCUCGUCGAGGGCUUUGACAGUGGUUAA
Messenger RNA from Pestalotiopsis fici W106-1, 819 nucleotides. RefSeq lists its product as uncharacterized. The record is from RefSeq and is a predicted model, not a curated record. The transcript has 2 exons. Bases 1 to 819 code for a protein of 272 amino acids. NCBI's taxonomy places the organism in Eukaryota, Fungi, Ascomycota, Sordariomycetes, Amphisphaeriales, Sporocadaceae.